Seriola dumerili (greater amberjack) is the source of this 2595-nucleotide messenger RNA. Its product is annotated as protein FAM83B-like. Gene Ontology annotation, biological process: epidermal growth factor receptor signaling pathway. NCBI's taxonomy places the organism in Eukaryota, Metazoa, Chordata, Actinopteri, Carangiformes, Carangidae. Gene Ontology annotation, cellular component: membrane; cytoplasm. The transcript is spliced from 3 exons. Bases 11 to 2374 code for a protein of 787 amino acids. The record is from RefSeq and is a predicted model, not a curated record.
CGCCAUAGCGAUGGACGUCUUCACCGAUGUGGACAUCUUCAAAGAGAUCAUCAGUGCCACACUGAGGGGGGUGGCGGUCUACAUCCUUCUGGAUGACUCCCAGUUCAGGAGCUUCCUCAUCAUGUCGCGCAGGGUGGGCAUCAACAUCCAGGAUUUCAAGAACAUCCGUGUUCGGACGGUCCAGGGGCAGCAGUACCAGUGUCAGUCCGGGGUGAAGUUUCAUGGAGGUUUGGAGCAGAAGUUUAUUCUGGUGGACUGCCGAACUGUUUUGUAUGGGACGUACAGCUAUACGUGGUCGUACGAGAAGAUCAACGCCAGCAUGAUCCUGGUGGUCACUGGUCAGCUGGUUUGCUCUUAUGACGAGGAGUUUCGAAGGCUGUACGCUCGCUCCACGGUUCCCGCGGUUCUGUCCAGGGAGACUCCAACCAUCCAGUACCUGAGAGACUCUGUGGCCUUCCACAGCCCAAACUCCAGCCAACUUUCCCUACACCAAAUCCACAUGAAAUCCAAAGUGAUGCACGGCAUGAGGAGUGCUCAGGAUGAUAGGUUUAAUAACGCCUCCAUGCUAACAAGGGGCCUGAGCAUGCAGGAGAGGCUGCAUCAGUCUCACUGUCCCGACAUAGGGAAUCUGGUUCGGGGGCACAGUUAUGGCGGCGAACUGCAGAAGUUAACCUCCAUGACUCGGCUGAGGAUGGGGACCAAGGACAUUGGAGUACCAGUUGCUCCCGAGAGGAAUGGUUCAAACCUGAGGGGGGGCGGCGACUUGCUGCCAACAAACAGGUCUCAGCAGCAGCUUCGGCAUCGCACCCGCUACGGCACGGACCAGAAUCUGAUACCGUUCAACUCUGAAACGUCACUCCACAGGUGGAAGAUCGACACGUACCUGAAUGAGAACAACCUGCCUCUAGAUGCGUCAUGUGAUGCAAUAUCCCCCAUGAUAUCCCCAUUUAGCAGUCACACGGGCUUGAACGAGCAUCAGUCGCAGCUGAUUCACAGCAGGUCGAGGGACAUUAAGUCCAGGAUGGAAGAGAUGCGGCAGAAGAGGCUCAGUCUGCAAGAAUAUGCCAAUCUCAGGCAAAGCCAAGAGUCCUUAAGGUCUAUGUAUCCCCCUCUAGAAAGACCUAAAUUCAUGUCUUCAUUGAGAGGUCUGGAAAUGAGGCAGAGCAUGAUAGAGUUAGAGCCAAACGCACAAAAUGGACGUAACGUGGAAUCAGCCCACCAGAAGGUCGUCGAGCCGAACAAGGACGGCAACAAAAGAGAGACAAUGCAGACAUAUGACAGGCAUGAGCUUCACUCCAGGACGACAUCGGCCGCCGCCGACUUAGAUACGAAACAGAACGAUCCAGUGCUCAAACUCUCUCAUUUGCAGUCCAGCAGUCUGAGUAUCCAGCACCCGAGAGCGAUGGAGUCUUUGACUGAGAUCCCUGAAGAGAGAGAGGGUUCAAAUACUCGCAUCAACGGUUCAGACUCAGCUGCAUUCAACAACGGAUGUGAGGAAAAUCGCAAGGAAGAAGUAGCUGUUCCGAAGGAGAACUCUGUGAAACCGAGCUCGCCUGCAGAAUCGCAGCGUCAGGAUCAAGCCAGAGGAAGUCAUGGUUCUGUAGGGGAGGUGGCGAACAGUUUAGGCUCAGCUGCUCCUAAAGAAGGAAAGAAAUCAGUAUCUAAUGAGGUAGAAAACAGUCAAAAGGUUAUGAACACAUCAGCAGGAUCUCAGCACACAGUGGAAGCUAAGAGCAGUCACACGGAAAAGCAGCGAGACGAACCGAUGCUCCAGAGAAAGAAUUCAAUGAAAAUGAAAGUACAAGCAUUGCUUUCAUCAGAUGAAAAGAAAGCAUCUAAAAAAGAGGAGCGAUCCCUCCAAAGAAAGGGCUCAAUGAGAUCACAGACUCCCUCGGGAUCAAACCAACCCCUCAGGGCAGACCAUUCGCAGGCACCUGCCGCAGAGCAAACAGCAAAGAAAGGUCAAUCGCCGAGCAGCUCCCGGUCGCAGAACUCUGUCAGCAGUACGACGGAGAGUGAGAAGCAUAAAUCUGCAUUCCCAAGAUUAUCUCCUCACCGUUCGAGCAAAAGAAAGACAAACGUCGCAGCAGAGCAGGACCGAGGCUCAAAGAACACUCUGGACGACGAGGGAGCGACUGUCUUUCAAACCAGGAGAGAGAAGGCCUACAGCCGGUACGAGUAUUUGCUCAGCACUGAAAGUAUUCCUCCGGAUAAAUCGAUGAGGACCGCAAGCAUGUAUCCCUCAGACAAAGACAGAAGAUCCUCCCUGAACAAGCACGAAUCCGACUAUCCGACGCAUCAGACGCAAAGCGGCAAUGAAAACAAACUGGGACGAUUCAUGCAGCGAGUAGGAAAUCUCAUAAGCAAGAAGUAGAGAUACAGUGAAUGAAUGAAGGCGAAGUCAGUGAGCAGUCCUUGUGUUGUUUUUUGAUUUAUUUUGGCUCCAACACACAUGGACUGAUCUUAUAUCACUGAUGCCAAAACACAAGAUGUAUCAGGUAUCUGGUUCCAAAUAAGCGUCUCUUGUUUUACUCUGAAUUGGAUGUUACAAGGAAGCAGGGUUAAUGUGAAAACACCAGUCAGUCAAGUCGACAC